Molecule: messenger RNA, 6621 nt
Organism: Vombatus ursinus (common wombat)
Lineage: Eukaryota; Metazoa; Chordata; Mammalia; Diprotodontia; Vombatidae
Gene: JAK3
Product: Janus kinase 3
Exons: 25
Coding region: 448-3780 (1110 amino acids)
Biological process (GO): hemopoiesis; peptidyl-tyrosine phosphorylation; cell surface receptor signaling pathway via JAK-STAT
Cellular component (GO): cytoskeleton; cytosol; membrane
Molecular function (GO): non-membrane spanning protein tyrosine kinase activity; cytokine receptor binding; ATP binding
Source: RefSeq, a predicted model, not a curated record
GGUAUGGUAGAGGCAGGCUUGGGUUAGGGCCCCAUGAUGGGGAUGGGAGGAGAUGUAGUGUGUAGCUAGGAGCAGGAAGACCCUGAAACCAAAAGCAAAAGUCAUUGAGGUGGUAGUGGCCAUUCCUCAGCCUCGUGACUGGAGACUCCAAACCAAAAGAGAUUGUAGAGGUCAUGGAGUGCAUGUCCUCUCAUUUUAAGGAUGCAGAAAAUGAGGUCUGAGAGGUGAAGUGAUUCGCUUGGCCCAGAUCCACUUUCUCCUCGCUCCAGGUUGUGAGGUUCAUGGGAACGGGGAUCGUGGAACCUAGCUAACCUGGCUUCUUGGCAGCCCCAGCAGAGAACAGCGUGUGGAGCAGACACUCAUAUCGUGGGCUCCCUUCACCUGUCCAAGGCCAGGCCGUCUGGAGCAUGCUCUGUCUUGUCUGCGGCGAGAAGGCUUGAGGCUGUCAUGGCGCCUCUGGGGGAGGACACCCCCCUGAUUGAACAGCGGUCCUACAGCCUGUCCUCCAGUGAGGCCGGCUCCCUGCAAGUGCUCCUGUGUCCCCGAAACCCAGGGUCCCCACAAGUCCUCACCUUCUCCUUCGGGGAGUACUCUGCUGAACAGCUCUGCGUACAGGCUGCCAAGGCCUGUGGGAUCUUGCCUGUGUACCAUGCUCUCUUUGCCCUGGCCACUGAAGACCUGUCCUGCUGGUUCCCACCCAACCACGUCUUCACGGUGGAAGAUUCUACCAUCCAAAUUCUCCUUUACAGGAUCCGAUUUGUCUUUCCAAACUGGCUCGGCCUGGAGAAGUGUUACCGCUUUGGGCUGCAGAAGGACCGAGCCAACGCCAUCCUGGACUUCCCGGUUCUCGAGUACCUCUUUGCUCAGAACCGAAGCGACUUCAUCAGUGGGAGGAUGAAUCUGAUGCUGAGCCUUAAGGAACAGGGAGAGUGCCUGAGCCUGGCAGUGCUGGACCUGACUCGAAUGGCACAGGAGCAGGGCCUGUGCCCCAAGGAGAUCCUCAGGAGCAUCAGUUAUAAAGCCUGUAUCCCAGGAAGCUUCCGACGUUUGAUUCAAAGUCUUAGCUUCAUGACUCGAAGGCGUUAUCGUCGGAUGGUAAGCCGAGCCCUGAAGAGAGUGGCUUCCUGCCAGGCAGAUGUGCACUCAAUCAUGCUUAAAUACCUCAUGGACCUGGAGAGGCUGAAAUCCAUCCGGGCUUCAGAGACCUUCAAGGGCCGGACGCCAGGGGCUGCAUCUGGCCAGGACCCCAACUGCCUCAUCCACGUGGCCGGAGACAGCGGCAUCUCCUGGACCCCUGGGGGCAGUGAGAGCCCGCAGCCUUUCUGCGAUUUCCCUGAAAUCGCUGAUAUCGGCAUGAAGCAGGCCUGCAGGGAAGGUCACCUCAGUGAGAACCGACUGGUCACUGUUACCAAGACUGACAACAGGAUCCUGGAAGUUGAAUUUCCAACUCUAAGGGAGGCACUGUCCUUUAUCUCUCUGGUUGAUGGUUACUACCGACUCACCACUGAUGCCCACCACUACUUCUGCAAAGAGGUGGCCCCACCCCAGCUCUUGGAGAAUAUUGACAACCAAUGCCAUGGUCCCAUCACGUCCGAGUUUGCUGUGAACAAGCUGAAGUUGGGGGGGUCAGUUCCAGGAUCCUACGUCCUUCGGCAAAGCCCCCAGGACUUCGAUAGCUUCCUCCUCACUGUCUGCAUCCAGACGCCCCUGGGCCCAGACUACAAGGGCUGUUUAAUCCACCGGGACCUUUCAGGGAACCUAUUCUUGUGUGGGCUGAGCCAGGCCCACAGCAGCCUGCGACAGCUCCUGGAGUCCUCCAGGGGCUGCGGGCUCCUUGUCGAUGGGACUGCACUGAGCCUCAGCAGCUGCUGUCCCCCCAGGCCCAAAGAGAAGUCCAACCUGAUCAUAGUUAGAAGGGAUUGCACCCAGUUGCCCCCAUCCCCAGCCUUAACCCCAGCUCAGGCCUGGCCUCAGCCCCAGCGCCAGCUCAGCCAAAUGAUGUUCCACAAAAUUCCCGCCGACAGCUUGGAGUGGCAUGAGAACCUGGGUCAUGGCUCCUUCACCAAGAUCUACUGUGGUAGCCGCCUGGAUAAAGUGGAUGGGGAGACCCACAAGGUAGAGGUUCUGCUCAAAGUGAUGGACAGCACACACCAGAACUGCAUCGAGUCCUUCCUAGAGGCUGCCAGCAUCAUGAGUCAAGUGUCCCACCAGCACCUGGUGCUGCUGCAUGGUGUCUGCAUGGCGGGAGAUAGUAUCAUGGUGCAGGAGUUUGUGAGAUGGGGGGCACUCGAUACCCACUUACGGAAAUGCGGGCCCCUGGUACCUGCCAGUUGGAAGCUCCAAGUGGCCAAGCAACUUUCUUAUGCUCUCAACUAUCUGGAAGACAAAGGCAUCAUCCACGGCAAUAUCUCCUCCAAGAAGGUCCUCCUAGCGAGGGAGGGGGCUGGGGGGAGCCCCCCCUUCAUCAAGCUCAGCGACCCUGGGGUCAGUCCCACUGUGCUGACCAAAGAGAUGCUCACUGACCGGAUCCCCUGGCUGGCUCCCGAGUGUCUGUGGGAUGCCAAGCUGCUGAGCCUGGAGUCUGACAAGUGGAGCUUUGGGGCAACACUCUGGGAGAUAUUCAGUGGGGGCACCAUGCCCCUAAGUGCCCUGGAGCCCGCCAAGAAACUGCAGUUCUACAAGGAGAAGCAGCAGCUGCCGGCCCUGAAAUGGAUGGAGCUAGCCACCCUGAUCGGCCAGUGCAUGGAGUACACUCCUCAUCUGCGGCCCUCCUUCCGAGCCAUCAUCCGGGAUCUCAAUAGCCUCAUCACCUCAGAUUAUGAGCUCCUCUCAGAUCUCUCACCCAGCGCCGUGGCGGCUCGGGAUGGACUCUGGAGCAGCGCUCACCUGAUGGCUGGCCAGGACCCCACCCUCUUUGAGGAGAGACACCUUAAAUAUAUCUCCCUGCUGGGCAAGGGUAACUUUGGCAGCGUGGAAUUGUGCCGAUAUGACCCACUGGGAGAUAACACGGGAGCACUGGUGGCCGUCAAGCAGCUACAGAACAGUGGGCCCCAGCAGCUUCGGGACUUCCAGCGAGAGGUACAGAUUCUGAAAGCAUUACACAGUGACUUCAUAGUCAAAUACCGAGGCGUCUGCUACGGCCCAGGCCGACAGAGUCUGCGCCUCGUUAUGGAAUACCUCCCCAAUGGCUGCCUCCGGGACUACCUGCAGCGUCACCGGGCCCACCUAGACCCCUGUUUCCUCCUCCUCUAUGCUUCCCAGAUCUGCAAGGGGAUGGAAUACCUGGGCUCUCAGCGAUAUGUUCACAGAGACUUAGCCAACAGGAACAUCUUGGUGGAGAGUGAGAGUCACGUGAAGAUUGGCGACUUUGGCCUGGCCAAACUUCUUCCCCAGGACAAAGAAUACUAUGUGGUCAGGGAGCCUGGCCAGAGCCCCAUCUUCUGGUAUGCCCCAGAGUCCUUGUCAGACAACAUCUUCUCCAGGGAGUCUGAUGUCUGGAGUUUUGGCGUGGUCCUCUAUGAGCUUUAUACAUAUAAUGACAAAGCCCACAGCCCUUCAGAGGAGUUUUUCCGAAUGAUGGCAUGUGACCGCUCCAUGCCCAUCCUCUGCCACCUCCUGGAGCUGCUCACAGAGGGCAGGAGGCUGCCCGCUCCUCCUGGCUGCCCAGGAGAGGUUCGAGAGAUCAUGAGGAACUGUUGGGCGUACAACCCCAAGGACCGGCCCUCCUUCUGUGCCUUGGGGCCCCGACUUGAUGCUUUGUGGGCUGGGCGCACAGGGUAGCAGCAGCUGGUGCAGGGGGCAUUGGAGAAAAGUCCUCCAUUUAGGAAUUGUAGGGCCUGGGUUCAAAACCUGACUUUGCUACAGAUUCACAAUGGGACCUUGGGCAAGUCUUUUUCCCUUCUCUUAAGCUCAGUUUCUCCAUUGGUUUAGUUAACUCAAAGUUCUUUUCUAGCUCUCAAGUCCAAUAAUCUUAAGAAGAGAAAGGCCUUCCCUCUCUCCCUUUCAUCUUGCUGAAGGGUAAGGCCGGUUUUCCCUACCUCCCAAAUGGAGAAAAGAAACACAGGAACCCAAGAUGGGCAACAGCAGCUCAGAACAGGCCAGAAGUGGGGAGCUCACGUGGUUCCUUCUUGGGGAAACUCUUUGCUCUCUACUGGACCUGGAAGGAGGGAAGGAGGGACCUUGUCUGUGUAGACAGGCCCUACUCUACCCUACCUCCCUUCCUCCAGGGCACUGCCACUCCUGAACCUACCUUUCUGAAGUGGCUUUGCCAAUAUUUAAGGAGACUAAAGCAACAUUUAACUAGAAUACAGAAUUACUGAGUCUGCUUUUGAAACACUCCAAUUCUGUCCACAUAGGUCUGGGUCAUCAGCCCCCCCUCACUUACUUGAGCUAACUUCUUAGUUAGUUGGCUAUCACAUGAGAAUUUCCCCCCAGCCACGCUUACCUUAAAUACAACACCUAAUAUCCUUCAGUCUCCCUCAAUUCCUUACAUGCCUUUUCCAGUCAUGAGGGCAGAUCUUGGUAGCUUGCUCAGUAUCCAAGCUGUUUCAGAAUAGGCUGCCUUGAGAGGGAAUGAGUUUCCCAUCCACUCAGGUCCCUUAAGUGGCUGAUAGACAGAUGACAAUGAUAUACCUGGCACAUUUUAGAGGUAAUUCUGUAAGAGUUGGAUUAAGUGAUCUCUAAAUUGCCUCUGAGAUCUUGUAAGACUGAUGAACAGUUCCCAUGGACAUUUAUAGAAGCCUCCUUUUUUAUGUAACAGGAAGGUUGGGAAGGGAGGUAGGCAGGGUGAGGGUCACCAGAGCCUUGGACUAGGAGUCAGGAAGCUUGGACUUCAGUCCUAGCUCCCCUGCUUACUUACUAGCCAAAUGACCUUCAGCAAGUUAGCUCCCUUCCCAAAGAUACUGAAAAGGGCUCUAUUUGCUAAUCGUGCGUUCCAUCUCCUGUCUCCAGGACCCUGCACAAGGCCAGAAUGCCUUCCUUUCUGCUAGGUCCCCUCAACAAGCCUCCAGACGAUACCACCUUGCCCUGCCUACCUCACAAAGAGGCUAUAAACCGUGAAGCGCUGCAGAAAUGGGAGCUGAUGGCUCUUGUUUUACUCCUAACCAGCUCUCUGGGGAGCAGGGGCCCCAGUGCCACAGUGAGAUCUAGAGAACAAGGGUCCCAUUCCAUGGUCUUAUGGAUGGAAGUCAGUGAGAUAAAAGGAUUCCCCUUCUAGGGGCCAGGAAUCUGGAGAGGAGGCAGGUGGUGGCCACGUGGAGCAUUGUCCCCAGUGGGACAUUCACCCCAGGUCCCUCCAGGGGGAGGAAGUGCACCCCACCCCACCUUGACUGCCCGAUGUCAGAAGAUACUAAACAAACAUCCCCAGAGCCCCGGACAGGUCUGACGAGAGGCUGCUCAAAGUGCAUUGUGAGCGGGAAAAGACGUUAAAAAAAAAAAAAGGCUCAAAAUAUUUCAAAAGGUUUUCUUUACCUUGGGAGGGAGCCACAGAUAAAAUUUCAACGACUAACAAUGCAUAACAAUGCAUUUCAAUGACUAACAAUAAGCAGAGCGCACAGGGUAUAACUCCGGAGUGACUGAUGGGGAAUCAGAGACAGCAGGGAGCAAGGGGGGGAACGCGGAAGGGAACAUGGCAGUCUGCGGUUUCUCGGGUCCCUUCCAUGUGUGGCAAAGUGCCUCCGGGGGUGGUGGGGAGGGAGGGUCAUGUUUCCAAAAGUUACUGUACCUGGAACUUCUUCGGAUUUUGUUUUUUUGUUUGUUUGUUUAACAUCUUGUCUGCAAAAUCACCGUCCUAUGAAACAAUGUCAAGGUAGUCGGGACGUGUGUUGUGCUUCAGCCCGACUUUGUGCAGGAUCCUGGAGCUCAGUGCUGCGGUUACGGGAGUGAAAAAUGACAGUCUCUGCCCUCAGGGAUCCCAGUGCCCAUCAAUCAGUCAAUCAGCAAGCAAACAUGGGUGAAACGGCUGCUGUUUGCCAGGCAUUACGCUACCUAGGCUCUGGGGAUUGUUGUGCCGCUGAAAGAAAAACUCAGUAACAGUCACUAGUCAACAGAUUUUUUUUUUUUUUAUUUGCAAUGCAAGGGAGAUGAACACAGAGCGAUAUCUGAGUACAAACUCAUCUUGAUUUUCCUACAGGGUUUCUUUUCAGUUAGUUGGUCAAUAGUUAAUGGCCCUUAUUCAAAAACCAAUAAACGUUUAUUAAGGGCCAGAUACUUCGCUAUGUAAUGGGGAUGCAAAAAGAAGUAAAAGACAGCCCCUGCCCUCAAGGAGCUCACAGUCUAAGGAGGGAGACAACCAGCAAACAACUAUGUACAAAUGAAUUCUGGACAGGCUAAUUUGGAAAUAACAGAUGAAAAGCUCUUGUAAUUAAAGGGGAUUGGGUAAGAUUUCAUACAGAACGUGGGAUUUUAGCUGGGACUUGAAGGAAGGCAGGAAGGCACAGAUGAGGAGGGAGGGCAUUCCACCAACGGGAGAGACCCAGAGAAAAGGCAGGGAGCUGGAAGAUGGAGUGUCUUGUUCAUGAAAUGGCAAGGGGGCCGGUGUCACUGGAUCCUGGAUACAUGAAGAAGAAUAAGGUGCAAAAAAAAAAAAAAAAAAAAGGUAGGAAAAGGCCAGAUUAUACAAAA